AUGGAUCAUAUUGGAAUUAGCGGCGGCGGCGAGGGCGGGGUGGUGUCUCCGGCGCAGCCGUCGUCGCCGGAGCGGCGGUACAAGGGCGUGCGGCUGCGGAAGUGGGGGCGGUGGGUGUCGGAGAUCCGGAUGCCCAACAGCCGGGAGAGGAUAUGGCUGGGCUCGUACGAGUCCGCCGAGAAGGCGGCGCGGGCGUUCGACGCCGCCGCCGUCUGCCUCCGCGGCUCGCGCGGCGCCGGCUCGCUCAACUUCCCGGAGUCCCCCCCUCCCGACGUCCGCCGCCGCUUCCCCGGCGCGGCUCUCACGGUCGAGCAGAUCCAGGCCGAGGCGGCGAGGCACGCCAACCGCCCGUUUCCGGCGAACACCGCCGCCGCCGGCGGGUCGUCGUCGUCGUACUCGAUCUCGCAGCGGCAAGAAGCAGCAGCCCCUGCGCGGUCGACGAGCAACGACGACACGGCCAUGUCGUCAGUGCCCUCCACCGACGGCGGCGCUGCCGACUACGACGGCGGUGAUGAUGUCAUUGACUGGUCAUUCAUGGACACGUUGCCGGCGAUGUCGUCGUCAGCGGCUAGUACCAAUGCUGAUCUGGUCCCGGCCAUGGAUGAUUUCAUGUACGGGUUCUUGCACACAAUGCCGCCAUCGCCAUGCGAAGACGGUGGGGAGGAUGUGAUGAUCGACGGCAAUUGCAACAUGGAUCAGACAUUUUUCUCAGUAGAUCUUUGGAGAUUUUGA
Messenger RNA from Oryza sativa Japonica Group (Japanese rice), 732 nucleotides. RefSeq names its product ethylene-responsive transcription factor ERF017. The record is from RefSeq and is a predicted model, not a curated record. Gene Ontology annotation, molecular function: DNA-binding transcription factor activity; DNA binding. Lineage: Eukaryota; Viridiplantae; Streptophyta; Magnoliopsida; Poales; Poaceae. Gene Ontology annotation, biological process: regulation of DNA-templated transcription.